GAAGUGAACGUUCAUAAUAUACUCUGUACAUGUCUGUAUGAAGUAACUUUUACUCACGUUGUAGCUGUGUUAGAGAGAAAAAACAUGACAGACAUUUUGAUGAAAAUUAAGAACCGCGUUGCCAAGAACAAGAAGGCGGCUUUUGGUCAGAGCAACUUGCAGAAAUGGGGUUUACGAGGAAUACAGCUGAGAGCCUACCAGCUGGAUGGGGUGCAGUGGUUGACUCAGUGCCUGAAUAACCAGCAGGGUUGCAUCUUAGGAGAUGAGAUGGGUCUGGGCAAAACCUGCCAGACGAUCUCUCUGCUGGUGUAUAUGUCCGGAGCUCUUGGGAAGAAAGGUCCGUUUCUGGUGCUGAGUCCACUUUCUGUACUAGAGAACUGGAGACAAGAGCUGGAAAGCUUUGCUCCAUCUCUGACUGUGCUGUGUUACAAAGGAGACAAAGAGAGACGGGCUGAGAUUCAGAGGGAAACAAACUUACAGGACUUCCAUGUUCUGCUCACCACUUAUGAGCUCUGCCUCAAAGAUGCUUCCUUUUUGAAAAGGUGGAGCUGGGAGGUGCUUGUUGUUGACGAAGCUCACAGACUGAAGAAUCAAGAUUCACUAUUGCACAAAACCCUGACAAAGUUCUCAGCUGGUUUCAGGGUCUUGCUGACAGGAACUCCCAUUCAGAACAACCUGCAGGAGCUCUACUCCCUGCUCAGCUUCAUUCAGCCCAGCAUCUUUACAGCAGAUGAUGUGGACAGCUUUGUCAACUCGUACUCUAAUGUACAAAAUCAGCCUACUCUGGCUGCUGAGCUCCAGAGCAUCCUGGAGCCUUUCCUUCUACGUAGAGUCAAGUCCGAGGUGGCCGUUGAUCUUCCCAAGAAGACGGAGCUGGUUGUGUACCAUGGCAUGUCAGCCCUGCAGAAGAAAUAUUACAAAGCCGUUCUGAUGAAGGAUCUAGAGGUUUUUGGAAAUGAGCAAGGGAACAAGAACCGGCUCCUGAACAUCUUGAUGAACCUGAGAAAGUGUGUUGACCAUCCCUACCUGUUUGACGGGGUGGAACCAGAGCCGUUUGAGAUGGGGGAGCAUCUCAUUGAAGCCAGCGGGAAACUUUGCCUACUGGACAGCAUGCUGGCCUUCCUGCAGAAAGGGGGCCACCGGGUUCUGCUGUUCUCUCAGAUGACGAGGAUGCUGGAUAUUCUUCAAGACUACAUGGAGUACAGAGGAUACAGUUAUGAGCGUUUGGAUGGGUCGGUCCGAGGAGAGGAAAGAAAUCUAGCGGUGAAGAACUUCAGCAGCAAAGAUAUCUUUGUGUUUCUACUCAGCACUAAAGCAGGGGGAGUGGGCAUGAACCUCACAGCAGCGGACACGGUCAUUUUUGUGGAUAGUGACUUCAACCCUCAGAACGACCUGCAGGCUGCGGCACGCUGCCAUCGGAUCGGUCAGAACAGGCCUGUGAAAGUGAUCCGCCUCCUGGCCAGAGACACUGUGGAGGAGAUCAUGUACUCUCGGGCUGUAUCCAAGUUGCAACUAACCAACACCGUGAUCGAAGAAGGGCGCUUCUCUUUGCUGGAUCAGGCUCAGUCAGCUGCUGCAGGACUUAAGCUGAGUGAGAUCCUGAAGUUCGGGAUAGAUAAGCUUUUGUCCUCAGAUGAGAGCUCUGUACAGGACGUAAAACUGGAGAAGAUCCUUGGCCUGUCACAUGACGGCCAGUGGAUGGACGAUGACUUCACUCCACUCGAAGAAGAGGAGGAAGAGGAGGAGAAUGGGUUUGAAACUGAAGGGCAGAACCACAUGUACUUCUUUGAGGGGAAAGACUACAGUAAGGACCCAAGUUCUGAUGAUCAGAAGAGCUUCGAUCGCUUGCUGGAGGAGCAGCUGGCCGAGUUUCAGAAAGCAGCUGGAGAGGGACGAGCUCUACGACACAAAGCUGGAGUUUCAAUGUCGGUGGUACUUGGAGUCCCAGCAAGGAAGAGAAAACCUCUCACUGAGGAAGAGCUGGAGGUCAGGCGGCAAAGGAGGGAGGAAGCUGCAGCAAAGAGAGCCAAAAUGCAAGAGGACGUGAAGAAGAAGCAGCAAGAGCAAAAAUACAAGAAAAAAAUGGCAUGGUGGGAGUCCUGUGGUUACAAGUCACGCUGCCUGCAGCCUGUGGACAGUGAAGGAGAGGAGGAAGAGGAGGAUGACAGCAGCACAUGCUCUACAGAGUCUAACACUACAGAUAUCUGCUAUGUACUUGGAGAUGUCACUCACCCGCAUGCCGCUCAGGGAGAUGCUAUCAUUGUCCAUUGCGUGGAUGACACAGGCCGGUGGGGCAGAGGAGGCCUGUUUACUGCACUGGAGGUGAGAUCAGAUGAACCACGUAAGCAGUACGAGUUAGCUGGCAAGAUGAAAGAUUUGGAGCUUGGAAACGUGCUGCUCUUCCCCAUUGAUGACAAGCAGUCUAGACUGGACGGCCAAGAUCAAUUAGCCCUGAUCGUAGCCCAGCAAAGAGACAAAGCCAACAACUUGUCUGGGAUUUUUCUUAGUGCUCUGGAUGAAGGUCUGAAGAAAAUUUAUGCAGCCGCUAAGAAAAACAAGGGAAGUGUUCAUCUUCCUCGUAUUGGCCACUCCACCAAAGGUUUUAACUGGUAUGGCACAGAGCGGCUCAUCAGAAAACACCUAGCUUCCAGAGGCAUUCCCACAUUUAUAUACUAUUACAGCAGAGCUGUCAAGAGCACAGCUACACCUCAAACAUCAACCUCUGCAACACCAAGAACUGCCCCUGAACCAGCAUCCAUCACCUCUGAUGAGCCAGCUGAUGACACAGAAGUAGAUGCCCCCGGCCCCUCAGCCAGUGUCUCCACAGAUCUACCUGGUUUCAUGAAUGGAGUUCAUGUAUUUUUCUACAAUGUUCCUGCAACAGAAAGGAAGAGACUGGCCCGCUACCUUGUCACGUAUGAUGGAGAUGAGGAGGACAUCAUGAGUGCAGAAGUCACACACAUCGUGGCAGAGGUAGAGAACAUCAUCCACACACAGGAGCUCAGGGACCUGGUGUGUCGGCACACCGAGGCUGUUCCUGUGCAGAUGGCCUGGCUGGAGUCCUGCUUCUCCAAACAACGAAAAGUCAACACUGCUGAGUUUCUACAUCUGCUCUGAUAGAAACCUGUUUUAAUUUAUGUUUUUUAUUCAUUUACCUGACAGGCUUGGAUGAACUUGUAGGACUGCUAAAUGUGGGAUCAUUUCAAAAUAGCUCAUUGGGGUUUAUAUACAUAUAUGCAUACAUGUGGAAUAAAAAUCAAAUAAAAGGGCCAUAAUUCUGCUGCUGUACUGGAGGUUGGUCCUGUCACACCACCGAUCUGCUGACAGAUGAUAGUAGGUGACGUUUUAUGGGUGAUCUCAAACAUGAUUCUUUAAACAUGGAAAUACAGGAA
Messenger RNA from Melanotaenia boesemani (Boeseman's rainbowfish), 3392 nucleotides. RefSeq names its product chromodomain helicase DNA binding protein 1-like (gene chd1l). Gene Ontology annotation, biological process: DNA repair; chromatin remodeling. NCBI's taxonomy places the organism in Eukaryota, Metazoa, Chordata, Actinopteri, Atheriniformes, Melanotaeniidae. Gene Ontology annotation, cellular component: nucleus. Gene Ontology annotation, molecular function: ATP binding; ATP-dependent chromatin remodeler activity; DNA helicase activity. The record is from RefSeq and is a predicted model, not a curated record. The transcript has 25 exons. Bases 85 to 3117 code for a protein of 1010 amino acids.